Daucus carota subsp. sativus is the source of this 2127-nucleotide messenger RNA. RefSeq lists its product as uncharacterized. The record is from RefSeq and is a predicted model, not a curated record. NCBI's taxonomy places the organism in Eukaryota, Viridiplantae, Streptophyta, Magnoliopsida, Apiales, Apiaceae. Gene Ontology annotation, biological process: regulation of gene expression. Gene Ontology annotation, cellular component: peroxisome. The coding region runs from base 237 to 1817 and encodes 526 amino acids. The transcript is spliced from 3 exons. Gene Ontology annotation, molecular function: RNA nuclease activity.
AAUAUACUUUACUCAAAAUUAAAUUCGAUAAAUUGAAUUCGUUUUCCUACAAUUCGCCGACUAUUAAUUUCAAGAACAGGAGAGUAGUCAUUAUCCUCUUUCUUUCUCUCAUAAAAUUUCCUCACAAAAUCUCAGGGCAUUACAAAGCAGGAGUGUGCUUUCAACAAUCCAGAUUUCCAGAUUUGAUACGAAGCUCUAUCCUAUUUAAGGUUUUUGAGAUUUGAUGAGAUAAAGUUAUGGCUAAUUCAAAUGCAUCAGCUUUAGUAUUGUCUUCAGAAGCUUCAACACAUGCAAAUAGAGCAGUUGUAAACACAAACUCGUCUCAACCUCCUUCGCAACUUCAUAGUUCUUUGGAUGGUCCAGUUGCAAUUCUUUGGGACAUUGAGAACUGCCCUGUUCCAAGUGAUGUACGCCCUGAAGAUGUUGCCGGUAACAUCAGAAUGGCAUUGCGUGUCCAUCCGAUUAUCAAGGGAGCUGUUACAACAUUUUCUGCAUAUGGGGAUUUUAAUGCUUUUCCUAGACGAUUAAGAGAGGGCUGCCAGCGGACUGGUGUUAAACUAGUAGAUGUACCUAAUGGGAGAAAGGAUGCUGCUGAUAAGGCCAUCUUAAUUGACAUGUUCCUGUUUGCCCUAGACAAUCGCCCGCCAUCUUCAAUUAUGCUCAUAUCAGGAGAUGUUGACUUUGCUCCAGCACUUCACAUUCUUGGCCAACGUGGAUAUACUGUGAUUCUUGUCAUUCCUUCCGGUGUGGGUGUAUCAUCUGCACUGAGUAAUGCAGGUAGGUUUGUAUGGGACUGGCCAAGUGUGGUUCGUGGGGAAGGCUUUGUUCCUCCUAAAACUUUUGGUCCUUUGCGUGGAGGUGCAACAGAUGUUUCAGGGUAUCUAAUGGGAUACCAGAUCAAUGAAAACCCCGAUUGUCAAACUGAGGAAGAAGCUAUUGUGUACAGAGGGAUUUCACAGAGCUAUUAUAACUCGAGGGAUUUCUCAGUGAUGGCACAAUCUUUAUCCGAAUACAAUUCGGCCGCAGUAUCGGGGCCUUAUUUUUCUACAACUUCGAGAUCACACAGUCUUCCAUCCGGUCUGAAUGAAGUUUCAGCAGGACCUGUUGCUUCUAAUGAGCAUAAUGAUCUGAUGUGGGUACAGCCCGGAGAUCUGACUGGAUUGAAGGGUCAGUUAGUGAAGAUGCUUGAAAUGUCUGGCGGCUAUAUGCCCCUUACUCGUGUUCCUGCUGAGUACCACAGAAUGUUUGGGAGACCUCUUUAUGUUUCAGAAUAUGGGUCAUUGAAACUUGUAAAUCUUUUUGGCAAGAUGGCUGACAAGAUAUCAGUAGAAGGAAAAGGGCAGAAGAGAAUGGUUUGCCUGCGUGAAUUUGGUUUAAGAGCUGUAACAAAUGAUAUGCAGUCAGACGUGGCAACGAAUGAUAAAAAAGGGAAGGGGAUUCGGGAAGAGAACAAUGAUGUUAUUGUUGGCAUGGGAUCUUCUGAUGAGUUCUCAGAUGAUGAUAGGAUAGUCAAAGAACAUGAUGAACAGAGGGGCAAAGAUACGGUUGGUUUGGGUAUGACAAAUCAAUGUAGAAUUGCUGAUCAAAACCUUGAGCAGCUCAAGUACGAGCUUCAAGAGAUUCUAGUGAGCUACUCUUGUCGGAUUUUCCUUGGUUGCUUUGAGGCAAUAUAUAAGCAAAGGUACAAGAAACCGCUCGACUAUCGAAGAUUUGGUGUAAAUGAACUCGAGGAGUUGUUUGACAAACUGAGUGAUAUAGUGGUGGUGCAUGAGGAACCAGCAAGCAAGAAAAAAUUUCUGGUUGCACUAAAUAGCUAAAGGAUUUGACUGUUCCAAUCAGUCUGAAGCUUUUCAUUUGAACUCUAUCGGCUGGAGGUAUACUUGUCCAACUUUGCGCUUUUGUUUAGUUGUAGAACUCCAUUUACGUUGGGGAAGGAAUCUGGUGAAACAUAUAGGUAAGGCUAGAAGCUCUGUUUUUAUUUUGCAUCGGAUAGCUUCGUAGCCUGUUGGUUGAUUGUAUCCAUAUAUGAGCUGCGGGUAUAUCGUUGAUAACUAGUGGAUCAAAUGUGUACCAAUGUAAUCCAGCCUUUUUGUGGGUUUACAUUAUAAUAUACUGCAUAGUUUUCUA